This is a messenger RNA of Symbiodinium sp. CCMP2592, 540 nucleotides long. The record is from the annotation of a GenBank genome assembly. NCBI's taxonomy places the organism in Eukaryota, Dinophyceae, Suessiales, Symbiodiniaceae.
AUGUUGGACUUCCGACAGGCCGCGGCCACGGACAUCCCCGGGCCAAACUUCAAAAAGUGGCACCGCGCGGGUCGACAGGUCAGGGACUACCGCUUCUGGGAAGCCGCCAAGGAAAUCGAUGGCAACAUCCUCGACUCUCUGGAACAGAAGGGUACCAAGCGCGAUGCGCCCACGGGCGAAGAUGCCAUCGCCGCCGCCGUGUACGCAAAUGAACUCGGAGAGGCCCCCCGCAAGAAGCGGCGAAAGAACAAAGGCCCUGUCGAGGAAGAAGAGGCCCCCGACCUUCUCCAGCAGAUGGCGCAGAAGGACAGAGAGCUCAUGGCGCUCAAGGAGGAGGUGCAGCCGGAGGACACCCCUAUGGAGGGUGCCGAUGGCCCUGGUACAGAGGUGCGUCAACCUGAAGCAGCGGAAGCGGAGACCGCGGUGCCGGCAGCCCCAGCAGCAGCCCCACCCAGCGCACCAGCAGCUGCGGACACGGGAGUCCGGGGCCCGAAGGGGGAACUGCCUUUGGGUCCUGUGCUACAGGAGAUGCUUUGUUGA